Messenger RNA from Ceratotherium simum simum (southern white rhinoceros), 1094 nucleotides. It is a transcript of the gene QTGAL, whose product is annotated as queuosine-tRNA galactosyltransferase. NCBI's taxonomy places the organism in Eukaryota, Metazoa, Chordata, Mammalia, Perissodactyla, Rhinocerotidae. The record is from RefSeq and is a predicted model, not a curated record.
UAUCCUCCCGGUCCACAAUGCUGAAGCAUGGUUGGACGAGUGCUUGAGGUCUGUUCUGCAACAGGACUUUGAAGGCUCCAUGGAGCUCUCAGUCUUUAAUGAUGCCAGUAAGGACAAGUCUAUGACUAUCAUUGAAGAGUGGAAAAUGAAGCUAGAAGAUUCCGGUAUCCUUGUGGUCAUUGGAGGGCAUGAUUCUCCUUCCCCCAGAGGAGUCGGAUAUUCUAAAAAUCAAGCAAUAGCACAGAGCUCAGGAUCUUACCUUUGCUUUUUGGAUUCAGACGACGUGAUGAUGCCGCAGAGGGUGAGGCUGCAACAUGAAGCUGCUGUUCGGCACCCGACGAGUAUUAUAGGCUGCCAGGUGAGGAGAGAGCCCCCCCACUCCACCGAGCGAUACACACGUUGGAUCAACCAGCUCACGUCCGACCAGCUUCUCACCCAGGUGUUUACCUCCAAUGGCCCCACUGUCGUCAUGCCCACCUGGUUCUGCUCUCGAGUGUGGUUUUCCCACGUGGGCCCGUUUGAUGAGGGCGGGCAGGGUGUGCCCGAGGACCUGCUGUUCUUCUACAACCACCUCAGGAAGGGCGGCGGGGUCGUCCGGGUGGACCAGAGCCUCCUCCUCUACCGCUACCACCCGAACGCGGCAACCCACUCCAUCCUCGAGACCACCAUCUGGACCCACCGUGUCCGCUUUCUAGAAGAACGGGCCCUGCCACACUGGGCGUCCUUCACCAUCUGGAACGCGGGCAGGCAGGGUCGCCGGCUCUACCGCAGCCUCACGGCAGGGUCACGGUGCAAGGUGGUCGCCUUCUGUGACGUGGACGAGAACAAGAUCAAGAAGGGCUUCUACUGCUACGAGGACUCUCAGGAAAGGCCCAAGCCCCGGGUUCCGAUCCUGCACUUCCGAGCCGCGCGGCCGCCCUUUGUCAUCUGCGUGAAGCUGGACCUCACAGGGGGUGCGUUUGAGGACAAUCUGAGGUCGCUGCACCUGCAGGAGGGCCGGGACUUCCUUCACUUCAGCUGACGGACCCAUAGCAGCUGCUUCCAGGUACGUACGAGGCACCCAGCAGCCACAGCCCAGAAUGUGGGACUGUCCU